Messenger RNA from Seriola dumerili (greater amberjack), 3294 nucleotides. It is a transcript of the gene otoa, whose product is annotated as otoancorin. The coding region runs from base 1 to 3294 and encodes 1097 amino acids. Gene Ontology annotation, cellular component: cell surface. Gene Ontology annotation, biological process: cell-matrix adhesion. The record is from RefSeq and is a predicted model, not a curated record. NCBI's taxonomy places the organism in Eukaryota, Metazoa, Chordata, Actinopteri, Carangiformes, Carangidae. The transcript is spliced from 27 exons.
AUGGCUCCAAAAGGAGGAAGAUUUUUCUUUCUUCUUAUUGUGGCCUGUGCAGUUUUGGCUAAGCCCCCAUAUAAGAGGCCUGGAGAACGUGACUUCAAGGACAUGGCCAAAAAACUGAAAACAUCAGAGCUUCGUGCCAGUCACUACUUCCACCUGCUGCACACCAUGACUGUCAUGACAGGGCCCCAUAACAUGUUUGACACUAAAAUCAAGAUGUGGAAUUGCACCAAUCUUGCACACAUGAUCAGGCUGAUGAGAAACUCUUCUGAGGCAUCUGCAUGUUACGUGCGAGCAUUUUUGGCCCCUGUGUCCUGGGCAACUUUGACCACAAAUAGUGAAAACAACAUGGACUCAGAUGACUAUGACACACUGCUGUGGGCUGCCAAACCCGCACUGCUGGACAUGCCUUCUUCAAGAAUGAACCUUCCUUCCAAAGCAGAGGGACAAAACAUGAAAAAGAUGAUGAAGAUGCUACAGGAGAUGUUUGAUCCCAUGUCUGACAAUCAAAGGACUCGGGUGGCCCAAUGGGCAAAAGAGCAAAUCACUCAGAAUUACUUCAACUGCACAAUGAAGCCACCAUCUGACUCAAGAUCAACACAUCUGGAGCGCUGCAAAGCUUCACUGAAAUGGCUGAACCUGGAAGCGAUGACCAUGAUGGGGCCGUACCUCUCCCGUUUAGCACCACCUGAUGUUGAUUCCUCUCCCAAAGAAAAGCUGUGUAAAUUUUUCCGCUCAGCCAUGUUCAGAUCCACCUUGAGCAGGGCGACCAGGAUGACGCCCAGCCUGGGCAAGAAGUUCCUCCAGAGAGUUCAGGAUUGCUUCAGUGAGAAGGAGGAGUUCGCAGAGCAUACGGACAAGCUCGGCACACUGGCUUGUUAUUAUUAUGAUGCUCCAGACUUGACUAUUGAGCUCAGCAAGAAACUCCUCUCUCAGCUUGACAACUGCGACAACCCCAGAAUCAGACAGCUGAAGAAGCGCCUUGUCAAGUCUGUGAUCUCAAAGUCCAACGCUGCUCAAGCACUACGUGAGCUGGGCAGUAGUGUUACUAUGUUGUCUCCCAAACAACUGUCCAUGCUCUCUGACACUGAUCUCAAAGAGGUUCUCAAAAAUCUGGGACCCAACGUCCAGUGGACACGUGGCCAGAUGCGCGCUCUGCUCAAGAAACAGCUGGGUGAUAAGAAGUGUAAAGAGGUGUCAGGUGAGGAGCUGAUGGCCCUUCAGUCGGUUGCAGAAGGUUUGCCGAGCUGUGUGCUCAAGCACAUGAAAGCCCGGGUGAUCCUUGAAGAUAGAGAGGCUCUGAAGAACAUCUCCAAGAGGAUGAGGAAAGGGCAGCUGAAGGCCAUGCUGGAGGGGCUGCGUGGGGGUGUGGAUCCCUCAGAGCUGGUGCAGAAGUUGUCCGGCCCUUUGCUUCGCCGCAUUUCUCUAAGCAGCCUGGAAAAAGCAAACAUCACCUCUUUGGACCAAGUGGAGAAUAAAACGUGGAGUCGGCCACAGGCGGCAUACCUGGCAAAAAAGAUGCAAGACCUAAAGCAGCUUCAGUUUAGGAGGCUGCGGUCAGUCCUCCAGGGCAUAACAUGUAAGAUGAUCGACAAAGUUGCUGACAAUGACACGCAGAACAUGGCUCAGGCUGUAGCAGAGACUCCACAGUGGCUCUCCAAAGUGCAGGCAGGAUGUGCUGCCCGAAAGCUUUUUGCGACUUUGGAGAAAGAGAGAGCCGACUAUUUCAAAACCAUCACAUCGGAGGAGCUGGAUAAGAUUCCCGCCUUCUUACUUCCUCACCUGCCGCCUUCCAAGGUGAAGGAUUUGCCUGACUCUGUGUGUCCUGUCUUCAUUGACAAGAUGGAAAUGGCCAACCUGAGCUCAUUACCUCUCCGCGCACCGUCUCGCCCUGUACUCACUGAGAAGGCUCUGAACUGCCUGACCAAAGAAGCGGAUUUCUCCAAACUGACCUCUGAGGAUGUGUCCAGGCUUGGACAGCUCUUGUGCGAGCUGACGGCUUCCCAACUGCGCCUCAUGGCCACAGAUGUCAUCAACUCCACCCUCCAGGCCAUGGCUUCCUGCCAGCACAUUCCUCAAGGCCACAAGGCAGAUCUUAUUCAGCUGGUCAACCAGACUUUUGGGGAUCCAUCUGAUUGGUCCGCUGAGACUAUGGAAGAACUGGGUCCUAUCCUCCUUUUGGAUGAUACUGCCACAUCUGCUCUGCCCAAUAAGCCUUGGAUGAAGGACGUUCUCUACUUUCUGAAGUCACGCCUGUCCCACGUCUCAGACGCCCUGAGAAAGAAAUUCUUUGAUCUCACCACCACCGCCACCAACACAGCAAAUGCAGCACGCAGAAAGAGAGAAGGUGAGGAAGAGACAUCUUGUCUAACAGUAACGAUGAUUGAAGAACUGGGAAUGGCCAACGUCUACUGGUUGGCUCCAGAGCUGAACAGGAUGUCAAAGGACACUUUCCUUGCUACUGUAGAAAUACUUGGUGCCAUCCCUGACUACAGUGCAGACCAGCUGGAUGUGCUAAGUAAAAAAGCAAUUGAGGCUUUCGGCCCAGUGUCAGAGAUGACUGAGAGCGAGGUGAUGCAGAUGGGAUGUAUAACUCAGGGCUUCUCUGGCGCAGACCUGGAGAAGCUCCCCUUCACUCUGGAUGCUGUGGAGGAAAUUGCCCACUGUGGCUGGAAUGACUCACAGAUGGAGCUGGUGUGGAAGGCUGUUGCUAAAUAUAACACCCUGACAGCGCAGCAGCUGGGAACUUCAGAUAUGGUAACAUUGAACCGGUUCAUCUGUGGCCUCACCUCCGGAGAGAUCAAAAAGCUUGACAAGGAAGCUUUCAAGGAUGCUGUGGGCUCAAUGGAUGGCAUUCAGUGCUCCUUCAACGUUACACAGGAGUUGAAAAUGCUUGCUGUGUCAGUGUUUGGAAACCCCAGCACCUGGAAUGAAGCACAAGUGUCUGACUUAGGCAACAUCAUUGCUGGGUUGGAUGCAAAUGAGUUGGCUUCUAUGGACCCAUCUCUCUUUUCAUUUCUCAGCGACACCAGCAUCCCACUCAUACCACCAAACAACUUCGCUGCACUCUCUGUUGCUCAGCUCGAGGCUCUUGGUCCUGACAACGCUGCCAUGGUAACAACUAAACAACGAGCUGCGCUCAGAGUCACACAGCAGGCCGCUCUCGAUAGGGCUCUGACUGGAUCUCAUGAGCAAACAAAAACUAGCCAUUCAGGAGCUCCAUCACUGAGUGUCGAGGGGAUCUCGGCUUUCGUGAAGCCCCUUCUGUUUCUGUUCAUGGGGUUCCUGCUGCUGUGA